This is a messenger RNA of Ostrea edulis (European flat oyster), 3320 nucleotides long. Its product is annotated as gustatory receptor 68a-like. The transcript is spliced from 4 exons. Lineage: Eukaryota; Metazoa; Mollusca; Bivalvia; Ostreida; Ostreidae. Gene Ontology annotation, biological process: sensory perception of taste. Bases 83 to 1372 code for a protein of 429 amino acids. Gene Ontology annotation, cellular component: membrane. The record is from RefSeq and is a predicted model, not a curated record.
GUAGAAUUAUUUAUUUAAACUUCUAUUGUAUAUAUCUGUGUUCGGACCGCACAAAGAUAAUCACUUCCUCGUGCCAGACGGAAUGCCUACCAUUGUAGUUCCGGUGGCGGAAGACAAGCAGAAGUCACGAUCUGCAUGGAUGGAGGACGAGCUCCAAGGUUUAAAAUGGUCCUUCAACCCGCUUUUAUGGGUUUUGAAGGUGGCUGGUCUGCUUCAUGCGGUUCAAAUCAAAGAGAAACCAAAUGAUGACCGAAACGAAAACGAUGAGCAUCCGAUGACCGAUGACAAAGAGAACAGGUGCUCGUUCUGGCUGUUUUACGACAUCGCCGUGUUUCUGAUACUUCUUGGAAAUUUUAUCAAUUCUCUGACGACAUUUAAAGAUGCGAAUAGUUUUGAUGGUAUCGUUUGUAACGAAAUCAUCACUGCAACGUGGUUUCUUCAGGCGGCGUGCUAUGCCUUGAAUAAUAUAAUUGGCUGCAAACACUGGAAUGCGUUUUACGAUAAAUGGGACAAACUGGCAAAGUAUCUUGGCUUCAAACAUUUAAAAACGCCUCGAAGAAUUUCCAUUGCAACUCUCAUUCUGUACGUACUCUGGUUGAUGACGUCAUUCGGAUUUAUGGGGAUCGGAAUAUAUUUCAUUUCAAGCUCUGGGCCCCCACCCCCGGACGAUGCGGUCUCUAUCAUAAUAAAAAUUUUGCAGUUGAUCAUCUACUUUUACUUUGUUUCGGCAUGGUUUCUCCUGACGGCCAUGUUCGUCAUCGCUAGCUACGUCAUCUACAUAGCUUUCCGUCAUUUCAAGAAAAAGUUUGUCGGCGCCAUCAGCGUUGAAGGAAAAUUCAACGGCGACAUGGAGAAGUUCCGGCUGCAGCACGUGAGUUUGGUUGACUUACUCUACACGGCAGACAAUAUUUUCUCCAUGUACUUGCUGGUGACGAUCGGAACCAUCAUUCCGCUGAUCAUCUUCACGCUGUACUUUGUCCUGUUUAAGUCGGUGGACACGUUUGCUUAUGCUGCCACCUGGUGGUCGGUGGGACUCAGCUUCAUACAGAUCAUCUUUGUCUUCAUGGCGGGCGGUGUGGUCAAUCACGAGGCACAUGCAAUUCUUUCCAGUAUUUAUGCAAUAGAUUUACGCAGCAUGUCCUCAGAGGAAAGCCUACAAGUAAGCCUGGUUUUAGACAUGACCACAUUCCUGACCCAGCUGACCAGUGCUCCAAUAGGCUUCACUGCUUUUGGUUUAUUUACCAUUGACAAACCCACCAUCAUUACAUUUGCAGGGAGUAUAGUGACGUAUGCUGUGGUGGUCAUUCAGUUUAAACCUUCAGACAACUCCCUGGACCAGAUUCAGCAAGCCAUGAAUUGUACCACACCCUGACACCCCACCCUCCCUCCCCGAAUUCUGGCGGUCCAGGGCCCGGUACUGACGACGGACAGGAUUGAAGGAAGCUUUGUACAUGACCUUCUCGUUCUUCUAUACCACUUCCUGUCUUCAGCUGUAGACACCAGUAUAUGACAUGUUGCUGAAAAAGUUGUGACUAUAAAUAGUUUUCAUACCGUACGUAGUUUCGUGAAUCUUCGUGGGCAUCAAAUUUCGUGUUUGUUGGCAUAGAGUACAAAUUCGUUGAUACGUAAAUUCGUUUAUAGCUACCAUUUUUUUUCUUCUGGGCUUUCCUCAUUCGUGAAAACAAUAUUUGCUGUUCAACAAAACAUAAUGAGGAAACCGUGGGACAUCAUUUUGUGAUUUAUUUUUCAUUUCUUUAAUCAAAGUUUGCCGUCCGUGCAUAUUUUGACAUUUUUGUUUAAGAUAUGAUAUCAUACUAAUAUUCAAUGUACAACUAGAUCAUUUUCUCCCAAACUUGGCAGGUAUCAUUAUAUUCGUACUAAGGGAAAUUCGCCCUUGCUUCAAAGUAAAAUAAUAGAGAAAGAAGUAAUUAAACAAAGAAAUGGAAACCUUUAUGACAUAGAGUAGAUGAGUUUACUCAAUUUUUAUGCAAGGGUGUCCCACCCUGCAACAGAUGCUUGUUGUAAAAUAUUUGUUUUUCAAAGAGUAAUAAGGAAAAACGUUUAUGCAAUAAAUCCCUAUUCACAGACAUGUAGAUAAAACUGCUUCUUUUCAUUUUUGGAUAGUUAAAAUAUGUCCCUAAACACAUGCAAAAAGUUUACAAAAAUAUAUUGAAGGGAAAGCUGUUAUUUUGAGGCAAAAAAUGGAUUUAUGUAUGAAAAAUCGUCAAAAAUGGGUAAUUCCAAUUAAAGUCUGUGUUUCGAUUGAAACUUUUUAUUUUGUGUCAUAUUUGGAAAGAUUAACGUAUCCUUAAACAGAUAUGACAAAUUAAGGAAAAAAUCUUAACGAGGAAGCUGAAACAUCAUUUAUUGAAUAAAAAUCGUCAUGACGCGGCACCGAACCCGGUCCAAUAUAAACAUUUCCAUUUGUCCUGAUUUGAUCUUAGUCUUAAUUUCCUUAUUAGUUAGAUUCUGUUGUGUAUUUCAUAUUUCAUUAACAAGGAUGCGGUCUUAGCUCCGCAUGAUUUUCAAGGUUGCAUAUAUAAUUUCACGAUUGAGGUAACUGGAUUGAACAUUCCCAAAUCCCUUUAUCGUGUAGCAAAUUAGAAGUGGUGUCUUACAAGAUGCCAUGUGGCAAGGAAAGGCGCCACUUUGCGGAGGCUAUGUUUAAAUAGAUUCUAACUAAUGUUGUAUUUGGUGAGCUACCACAUAAGAUAAUCCCAAUAGGUAAGAACUGUGGUAAUGGCUGGUAGAGACAAGAAAAGUAUCAUUAAUUUCCCAAAACUAGUCAAAGGCGAUUAAAUUUUAUUGGUCUUGCUAAUUUCGAAAGUUGGACAUUUCUAGAAACUUUAAAAAAAAAAAAAGCAAACUUUCAUUUCGCCUCAAAAAAGUAUGCAUUUAAAGCUUAGCGGCUAUAAAAUCUUUCUUUAAAAAAGUACAUAAAGUGCAAUUCUUACCAAAUGUUUCCUGUUAGUGGAAUAUAAGCAAUGCCACAGAAACGACAGUCCAUGAUAUGUAAUAACGGAUAUACAGAUAGAUAGCCCUGGAAGGCUCACGUGAUUUCUCCGAUAACGUACACAACGUCACUUCUGCGUUAUCGUCUGCUGUGUUGAAGGAACCCGCCAGGUAACCUCUCAGCACGCAGACGACAAAGAACACUAGUCCUAUAAAAUUUUAUAAUUCCGUUUUCCAUCAUUUCAUCUCAGUCAUCUCCAUGUUGGACCGAACUCAAAAAUUUAUAUUAAAAUUUUGGUUGACCAUUAGAAAUACUUUAGCUAAGCAUUGUAAACAAUAAAAAUAGAAAAAUAAAAUUUUCAGCUCAA